Molecule: messenger RNA, 3382 nt
Organism: Megalops cyprinoides (Indo-Pacific tarpon)
Lineage: Eukaryota; Metazoa; Chordata; Actinopteri; Elopiformes; Megalopidae
Product: zinc finger protein 30-like
Exons: 2
Coding region: 876-2453 (525 amino acids)
Biological process (GO): regulation of transcription by RNA polymerase II
Molecular function (GO): DNA-binding transcription factor activity, RNA polymerase II-specific; RNA polymerase II cis-regulatory region sequence-specific DNA binding
Source: RefSeq, a predicted model, not a curated record
CGGAUCCGAAAAGCAAGCAACAAUGGCGGAAUCUGUGAACCUUUUCACGAUCACUUCCUUCAUUCAUUGAGGUUUAAACCCUGUAUUUAAAUACGAAAAAAAGAAGAAGAACGUUACCUUUCCAAGAUAGGUAUUAACAUUAAUCACGAUAUGCGCAAAAUAGUUUUGUAGCCAGCUACACUGCAGGGACGUUGGUUUGACCCAAAAAAAUACUUAACAAACAUGCACACAAGAAGAAUCUCUGCUACAAAUGAAAUCAUCACGGUGUGCUUCUAGAGGGAUCAGACCGUUCAUUACUCAUAUAUUGCCAUACAACGCGGUAUGUAGCUAAUGUAUUAUCUUAGCUAACUUUUUUGUUUGUCAUCCAGGGGCAUUGCAAAACCUUUGCACUUAGCUAUCUAACUAGAUAACUUGUAAUAGUAAUUCGUCCCAGUUCUUCUACAUGUAGCGACUAAUGGAUUAGCGAGGCGAAAGAUGCUGUUGUUCAGGUUACGUUAGCUUGCCAGCUAGUGCGUUAGAUAGCGAGUUAAGUUUUUCUAUAUAGUGUUAUUGUAUAGGCAAAACGUUUUCUACUGUGUGGAAGUGGUUUUCUUUGCACGGAAACACGCAGUUGCCGUUGUAGGCUCAAAUGCUUAUCUAAAGAGAGUAUGUCUGUCAUUCACCGAGAAAAUAUAUAUCGACAGUUGUACCUCAGUCCUCUUGUAAAUAAUUUAGAAAUGGGUGUAAUUACCGAUAUUGUGUAAGUCCUAUACCCCCAAAUACAACUUUUAAAGUUAAAGUUUCCAACAGUAGUGCCGUUGGUUUAGGUUGACUAAAAAGACUGCAGAGCACAGAGCGUGUAUUCAGCGUUUGUGUAGUCAGCAAAGUGUCAGAAAAUGGAUAAACCUACUCGCAGUAACCGUAUCAAAAUAAGUGGAUCAAAAGUUGGGCACAAAUCCAAGAGGUCGAGGAGGAGUUAUGAUGCCAGUUUUAAGAUCAUGGUAAUUAAUGAAGCAGAAGCAUCAAAUAACUUCCGUGCUGGAAAAAAAUAUGGCGUUUCCGCAAAUAACGUGAUACGAUGGCGUGAUCAAAAAGAGCGUCUUUUGAGUGCUAACUCUAAGAGGAAAUCAUUUCGUGGACCAAGGCGCGGUCGGUUUGAGGAGAUAGACAAAAGAGUUGUCAGAUUUGUGGUGCAGAAACAAAAUGAGGGGAUACCAGUUAGCAGGGCAGAAAUUCUUCUGAAGGGCCGUGAAAUUGCGAAGGAGCUCAAUAUACGAGAAUCCCAAUUCGAAGCCAGCCUCGGAUGGUGCAAGAGAAUGAUACGUCGCUACGGAUUAACUUUACGCCGCCGAAAUCGACGCCUUCCCGUAGUUUUAGAAGCUUCACUUCCUGCCACCAGAAGAAGGAAUUCCCUCAGUCUGCUGGACACUACGCUUGCGGCAGAGUCAGAGAGCCAGUGCAUGGUUCUUAGUGUGAAAAUAGAGCGUGACCUGGACCCCACCCAGAACAUGGAAGUAGGGGCCAAUGAUCCAUGUGACAUCAAGUCAGAACCACAAGCAGAUACGGACAUAUUUAAUGGUGCAGUGGUAAAGUCUCUCACCAGCUCCAGCCCAUCCUCACCGGUUUCUGUCCAAAUCAAAAUGGAAGCCAUCGAUUCAGCCUGUCUUACAGAAAAAGAGCACACAGAUAGGCAGUUCUGUUGUAGAAUAGAGCCGCAGGUUCCCAACACUGGAAGCAUGGCCUCUGGACACUGUCUCAGCUCUGACCCAAUCAAAACAGAGGAGUGUGAUCCAGACUUGAGGAACACAGGACAACAGACUGGCUCAUGGCUCUUUUGUGGAACAGAAAGGCAGAGGUCCAGCACUGGAGAUAUGUCUUCCCCAGCCUGCCGUGAAUCACACCAGGUCAAAACGGAGCCUGUGUAUCCACCUUGCACAACUACAGAAGAGCAGAUGAACUUGCAGGGCUGUGAGGGUGCAGAGAUGAGAACGAAUGUCGAAAAGUACCAGUUCACUGGAAGUUUAAUUAGUGAUCAUGUGAAGACAGAUAUUGAUGGUGUUGGAGUUGAGGCUGAAACUGCAAUUCAAACAUUUAAAAGGGAGCCAUGUGAACAUUCUGAGAAUGUGGAAAAAUUUGAGUCACAGAGAGUUGAAUGCAAUGACUGUGGAAGCAUUUUCAAGUGUGUCACAGCUCUUAUCCAACACUAUUCACAAAUACACAAAUCGGAGACCCUGCACAUCUGUAUUCUGUGUGGUAAGAGUUUCACUAAAGCAUCCGGCCUAACUUGGCAUCGGAGAACAAUCCAUCCACCAUACAGAUGUACCGAGUGUGGCAAGAGCUUUGAAAAAAACUCAGCUUUAAUGAAGCACCAUACAAUUCAUAGAAGUAAAGAGUUACAUCAUUGCUCCCAGUGUGGGAAAAGGUACACAUAUGCCUCCUGUCUGCAUCGACACCUGGAAAGCCAUGUAGAGUGAAAAACAUUCAAGUGUAGUGUAUUUGGAAAGGGUUAUAAGGAAAAGUAAACCUUUCUGAGGCAUUGGCAUCAGCAAAGGCAUUGAAAAGCACUUCCAUAGCUGGUCUUGGACAGAAGCUCAUUUAGAGUGGAAAUCACACAGAUGACCCUAUUGCAAGAAGCAGCAUGAAAAUGCAUUCAUGUUAACACUAGUCAUUUCAUUUUUGCAAAAGACUAAACAGUUGUGUACUUACUUUCUGACCUGUCACGUCAUCCAAGCACCACUUUCGGGAUGGACUCUGUUAGAAACAGCCAAGUUCCAAUUGGCCUUCUGAAAGGAUUGUUCAAAUAUAAGCCAAAAGCUGAUGAAAUGUUUGAUAGAAAUAUCGUUGUAUGUACGUACUGUGGCAAAGAAUUUGCCUUUCAUCGAAGUACGAGUUUAAGGUGCCAUCUGUGUGAGACUUCUGGAAACCCUGCUAGCAUUCAUCAAACCACGCUAACUGAGCGGCGGCCAAUGGCAAAGUCCACUGUGGAUAAAUUGACUUGUGCGAUUGCAAAAUGUAUUGCCAUGGAAUGUAGACUCAUUAACAUGGGCGAGGACAAGGGACUGGCAGAAGUUAUCAGAAAUGCAUCCUCUGACCCCCACUACAAACCACCUUCUCAAGGUACCAUUGUAAUGAAAAUUCAUGAACUGUAUGAAAAUGAAAAAACAGAAAAAGAGGAUGUGUCGGCUCAAGCACAGUGUAUUGCUCUGACAGGAGACCACUGGACUUCUGUCAGUAACUCCAAUUAUCUGGGUGUAACAGCACAUGUAAUUGAUAAACAAUGGGAACUUAGGUCUUUUGCAUUAACUGUUAUGAAAACAGAAGAGAGACACUUCGCAGAACCGUGUGCCCAACAGUUCCUGACAGUACCACAGAACUGGGAGAUUCAGGAAGAAAUCACCCUACA